Molecule: messenger RNA, 3077 nt
Organism: Toxotes jaculatrix (banded archerfish)
Lineage: Eukaryota; Metazoa; Chordata; Actinopteri; Toxotidae
Gene: acss1
Product: acyl-CoA synthetase short chain family member 1
Exons: 15
Coding region: 283-2388 (701 amino acids)
Cellular component (GO): mitochondrion
Molecular function (GO): acetyl-CoA synthetase activity; AMP binding
Source: RefSeq, a predicted model, not a curated record
GCUGCAGGUAUGAAGUAUGUUCCUGUUUUAUUGGAGUUUGUAAAGAAAAAGCAGAGAAUGAUGUUUGAAGGUGAGAAGAGUCCGAACCAGAACCCUCUCCAUCUCCCUCACAUCAGAACCCGAGUAAAAGCAACAAGCAGUUAAUUAUGAGGAAAGUUUCCGGGAAAUGAUCCGGAAAAAUUCCUCCAUACACCUGAGCACACCUGAGAGGGAGAGAGGGAGAGAGAGGGAGGGAGAGAGACAGAGGGAGAGGUGGUGUUUGUGUGUCAGUCACAGUUCUGGAUGCAGAGGAUCAACAUGGCUGCUCACAGCAGCAGUGGGACCGGAUUCUUCAGGACCCUCCUGAGCCGGUGCAGGACCUCGGGACCCGGAAAGUCCAGAACACCGGGACUGUGUCAACAGCACAGGUGUCGUCUGUCCUCGCUGCCUCCUCUGCCACCACCGGGCACGUGGAGCUCCCGGCUGUCCCGUCUGUCCCACCGGGAUCUGUACCGGCUCUCGGUCACGGAUCCGGAUCAGUUCUGGGGAUCCGCUGCCACUGACAGACUCCGCUGGGUAAAACUGUUCCAGCGGGUCCGGGACUGCGACCUCAGCGGCGGCAAGAUCAGCUGGUUCCUGGGAGGGAAACUCAACGUGUCCGUGAACUGUCUCGACGUCCAUGUAGAGAAACACCCAGACCGAGUGGCUCUGAUCUGGGAGCGAGACGAGCCCGGCACUGAGGUGAAGGUCACUUACAGGGAGCUGCUGGAGACGACCAGCCGUCUCGCCAACGCAUUGAAGAGCUAUGGGAUCGAGAAAGGGGACCGGGUGGCCAUUUACAUGCCGGCGUCGCCGCUGGCGGUGGCGGCCAUGUUGGCAUGUGCUCGUAUCGGUGCGGUGCACACCGUGGUGUUUGCGGGAUUCAGCUCGGAGGCUCUGUCAGGGAGGAUCCAGGAUGCUCAGUGUAAAGCAGUGGUCACCUGUAAUCAAGGUGUGAGAGGCGGCCGGCUCAUCGACCUUAAAUCCACAGUGGACGCGGCAGUGAAGAGCUGUCCCUCUGUCCAACAUGUGUUUGUCUCUCAGAGGACAGAACAACCUGCAGCGAUGGGAGAGCUCGACGUCCCUCUGGAGAAGGUGAUGUCCUGUCAGUCCUCUGUCUGUCCUGCGGAGCCUCUGGACAGUGAGGACGUCCUGUUCCUCCUCUACACUUCAGGCAGUACAGGGAAACCUAAAGGCAUUGUCCACACACAGGCUGGAUACCUGCUGUACGCCUCACUGACUCACCAGUACGUGUUUGAUUACCGAGACGGUGACGUGUUCGGCUGUGUGGCGGACGUCGGCUGGAUAACAGGACACAGCUAUGUCGUCUACGGUCCUCUGUGCAACGGCGCCACCACCGUCCUGUUUGAGAGCACACCUGUCUACCCAAACCCAGGCAGAUACUGGGAGACGGUUCAGCGUCUGAGGAUCACUCAGUUUUACGGCGCUCCCACGGCUCUGCGCCUGCUGCUGAAGUACGACGAGAGCUGGGUGAAGAAGUACGACCGCUCGUCUCUGAGGACGCUGGGCUCAGUGGGAGAGCCCAUUAACCACGAGGCCUGGCACUGGUUCCACAGUGUGGUUGGAGAUGGACGGUGUCCUUUAGUGGACACCUGGUGGCAGACAGAGACCGGAGGAGUCUGCAUCGCCCCUCGUCCUGCAGAGGAAGCAGCUCCGAUCCUCCCGGCGAUGGCCAUGAGGCCGUUCUUUGGCAUCCAGCCUGUUGUCAUGGGAGACGAGGGUGAACCUCUGCCCGGUAACUCCGUCAGUGGGGCUCUGUGCAUCAGCCAGCCGUGGCCUGGGAUGGCUCGCAGCAUCUACGGAGACCACCAGAGAUUCGUCGACGCUUAUCUCAAGCCGUAUCCCGGUUAUUAUUUCACCGGUGACGGAGCGUCCCGCUCAGAGGACGGUUACUACCAGAUCACCGGCCGGAUGGACGACGUCAUUAACGUCAGCGGCCACCGUCUCGGUACAGCAGAGAUCGAGGACGCUCUGGAUGAACAUCCAGCUGUUCCAGAAACAGCUGUGAUUGGAAUCCCACAUGACAUCAAAGGAGAAGUGCCGUUUGCCUUCGUGGUUUUGAAGGAGGGUGUCGGUGGCGACCCCCCCGCCGUCCUGCAGCAGCUCAGAGACCUGGUCGCCACCAAGAUCGCCAAGUACGCCGUCCCAGAACACUUCCUGGUGGUGAAGCGGUUACCGAAGACUCGCUCCGGUAAGAUCAUGAGGCGGAUCCUGAGGAAGGUCGCCACGGAGACGACCCGUGACCUCGGCGAUAUGUCCACUCUGGACGACCCGUCUGUCGUCCAGGAGAUCAUCGAGGCCCAUGAGCUGUACAGGAAGCAGAGAAGUCAGGAGAAGAAGAAGAACUAGGAGGGAGGAGAUGGGCAGGUGGGCUCUCAGACGGAACCAGGAUCAGACUCAGGCUCCAUCACUGGAGACGUGAACGGAGCUGAAGCGAUGAGUCGAUCGACACCAACCGUCUGAAUAACCGAUGGAUCGUCUCGGUCAAACGUUUCCAGGUUACACUGAGUGAUUAAUGGGUUAGUUCAGAAAAUAAGCAGCAGAUUGAAGGAUAAUGAAAAGAAUCUCAAACUGAGAACAUCAGAGUUUUACCUGCCAGUCAGAGGACUGAGGGUCGGCUUCUGAGCUAAAGUCUGAUUUUUAUUUAGAAAUGAGUGAGAGUUUAUAGAUGAUUCUUCAGAUUCACGUCAUAUUUCAUACCACAACAAAGAUUUUUAACCAGACAACACAUGCAAACACUGUUCUGGAGUCAGAUGUUAGAGCAUGUUCACACAGAUGAGAGGUAACACACAUUAAUCAGGAUCAGAUGAUUUUUCUUUUUAUUUAACAGACAAAUAUUUUCUAGAUUCAUAGUUUGGAGCUGAAGUGAUUUGUUGAUGGUGUUUGUUAAUAAAUGUCUUUGUUAAUUGUUCAUUUAAUGAAAUGAAUCAGAUCAGACUCUUUGUGUCACACUGAUGUAAAUGUCCAGAAAUAAACAUUUUCAUUCCAACUAAUAAACAUGAAAUAAAUAAAAAUGAAUAAACUGAUUUAAUGAAGAA